CCCCCCCCCCCCCCACCGAUGGAGAGCAGUCAUAACAGCCUGUCUGAGGAAACGACAGGAGGAUAUAGUUGGAGCCGGACUGAGCCUUUAGCUUCUUAAGAUGCAGAUGUAGAAGAGUCCGCCUGACACACGUCGAGGUGCCUGAGACUUUCCAGCUUUGUGGCUGAUUCCAUAAGAAGAGGACAUCUCCACCUAAAUGUCAGCUGCUCCCCCUACACAACAAACUGAUGAAUGUUUCUCAGCGGCAGCCACACUUGUGCCAUCACUGGGAUCACCUAUUUCUCGGAAGUUCUGAGCGCCGGUUCUUGGACCGAUUGGGAUAGAACCACAUGGCUGCAGCGGCAACGUGACACCGGGAUAGCGUCCAACGCAACAUACAAUUCACAUGUCCCGCGCAGUUCAAUCCGCAUCGGGGCCUUGUGUGUUAGAUUACACUGAACUUGAAGUUUGUACACAUUUGCCAUAUCUAUAAUAGAAGAAUAAUAGCUCUGGGAUGAAUAACCUCCUGGGGUCAGAGCUGAAAACAUUUUAAUUCAUGCAUGGAACCUGGGUUCACACACAACAAGCUAAUAACUCAGACUCUGGAUGCAGCUGAUGGUGUUGCCUCCCCUUUGUGCAUUAAUGAGCCCGUGACCCCUGCACAAGUCAGAUAGUCGGUUAUCAGCCAACCCCAUGUUCUUAACAGAGAUCAAACAGCAGCUGAGUGCACGCCCAUAACCGCACCACGCCUGCGUUGUCGUGGCCGGCCGUCUCAUGACAGCCAUGACCCGGCUGAUGUUGGGCCGGACCCUGGAGCGCAUCUGUAAAGGCGUCCUGCUGCUCUGCUUGCUCCACUUCGUCAUCAUGAUGAUCCUGUACUUCGACGUCUACACGCAGCGGUUCGACCUCUUCAGCCGCUUCAACAACGGACGCAACGGGUCCAGGAAUAACGUCAGUGGAGCGGCGGGGAACGGGCAUCAUUUUUACUACUACAACCUCUCCAGGCCGAAUGCAACAUUAGCCAGCUACCUGGCGCCGAGUGUGCAGCCAGAGACCAAUCAGACGCCUUCCCCCAAGCCGCUGCCGCCGUGCCCUGAGAUCCCGCCUGGCCUCGUGGGCCGCCUGUUGAUUGAGUUCAGCUCCCAGAUGACGAUGGAGCGCGUGCAGAAAGAGAACCCCAACGUGACGGAGGGAGGCCGCUACACACCUCCCGACUGCCGGCCAAGAUGGAAGGUGGCCAUCAUCAUCCCGUUCCGUCACAGAGAAAACCACCUGAAGUACUGGCUCCACUACCUCCACCCCAUCCUCAGACGGCAGAGGAUCGACUACGGCAUCUACAUCAUCAACCAGUUGGGUGAGGAGACCUUCAACCGCGCCAAACUGCUGAACGUCGGCUACACGGAGGCGCUGAAGGACGCGGAGUACGACUGCUUCAUCUUCAGCGACGUGGACCUGAUCCCGAUGGACGACCGCAACCUCUACCACUGCUACGACCAGCCGCGACACUUUGCCAUUGCCAUGGACAAGUUUGGCUUCAGGCUGCCCUACGCAGGCUACUUCGGAGGAGUUUCAGGCCUCAGUAAAAAACAGUUCCUGAAGAUCAACGGCUUCCCCAACGAGUACUGGGGCUGGGGAGGGGAGGACGACGACAUUUACAACAGGAUCACUCUGAACGGGAUGAAGGUGUCCAGGCCGGACGUUCGCAUCGGCCGCUACAGAAUGAUUAAACACGAGAGAGACAAACACAACGAGCCCAACCCACAGAGAUUCAACAAGAUACAGAACACCAAGAACACGAUGAAGAAGGAUGGCAUCAGCUCGCUGACCUACAGGCUGGUUCAGGUCAAGAGGUAUCCUCUGUACACAAACAUCUCCGUGGAGAUCGGCAAGCCACCGCCUCGGCCUAUCAGGGGCUAGGGGGAGGGGCCGAGGGGGUGACGCACAUUUACCGAAGAUAAAAAAAAAAAAAAGAUGGAAAGAGGAGAGUUUAAAACGAGGGACUCAAAGAGAACACGCACCAUAUCUGGCAAGGUACUGGAGGAGUCGGAGAGUUGGGAGGAGAAGUAGUCACAAGCACACCACAGUCUCUUGCUCUCUCCGUCUUUUUUUGAGAUUUCAGCUCGACGUGUCUGUGUCCAGGACUCGGGCUCUUCCCUACGUUUUUGCAAGCAGCCAAUGGCGUCACACCUCCUACAUUUACUAGUCAGUGACUUCAGAGUUAGAGUGCGGACCAGGCCUCUUGUGAUCUGCCUCAGAAACUUUUUCGUAAAAAAAAAAUCUUUCGCCAACCGGAGGGCGUCCAGUGGCACGCCGACAGAGGACCCUGACAGGAACCGUUGUGGGGUGAUUAAAAAGAUGGGAGGGGGACUUUUCGACUCAUACUCUAUGGCAAGAUUUCACGGCAUAAUUCUGGAAAACGAUGGACGGCGUCCAGAGGGACUUCUCGGAAUAUAUUGAUAGAGGUGGCUAUAAACCAAUGACUGAGAAAACAGGGGCUGUUUACAUGGAUGAAGUGGUGGAUUCAAGGGGAUCAGGACAAGAAAAACAAACCUAGCAAGAGGCCAUCAAAGAUUUCACUUCCUUAGAAUUCACGGCGGCGGUCAGGAGAGCGAGGAAUGCCGUUGGAGGAGGGAUAGGCCGUAACAUUACAAUAAUCUGUUGAUAACACGGAACCGUAUCAGACGGCUCCGCAUAUCAGAGAUAUCGCCGGACGCUUACUCGACAUAUGACGCUAACAGACAAUUUUAAUGUUGACAUAUUUCAUCAGGGAGUCGCCUGUUUGGAUCUAACUACCCCCAUCAAACCCUCCGCCAUCAAUUAAUGAAUGUGUAUUGUGCCUGCGUCCACAGCAGAAGACUUCGAAAACAGACUCGCGCUGGGACACGCUGAUCGGACGUGUUCGUCAGCAGCAACAGAAACCGGAGAGAGCCCUCUUUUUGUUCUCUCUCUCUCUCUUUUUGUUUUUAAUAUGUAAACUCAAGUUUUGGAAACUGACUCUGACAAGCUGGAGGGUUUUUGCAACAAAAGUGAACACACGGAAGAUGCAGAGAGUUUUCUCCUCUGUGUGAACGCAACACGGUGGAAAUUCAUUGUGAAAUGAAUCCGAGGACCUGAAGACAACAGGGCAGAGAAAUAUAUACAUAUAUAUAUAUAUAUGUACGCUGACAGCUCAGUUAUGAUUUGAACCCCUUGUGGCACGUACUGGAGAUGAGGUUGGUUUUUUGUUUUUUUAACUCGACCAUUAAAAGGUAUCUUUUCUUUUUCUUACGAGAAGGCAUUCAUUUGAGGUACAUCGAUACUCCUUAUGGUACAAAUAUACUCAGUAGCAAUAUGCCUUUCUUUUACAAUAUGUUCUGAACACACGUGGGGUGCGAACAUCAGAAGUGAGCUGUCGGGGCCGAGGCGUGGCUCACGUUCUACAGGAAGAAAAAUCGUGGAGGCCACAGAAACUGACCCUCGUAGCUUUGACACUGGCCCCACGUGAGAUUCGCUGAGACGUGAUCAAUUUUCAAACUUUUUUUUCUGUUGUUCUUAGUCUUAAAACGAUAUCAAUUCUAUCACUAUAACAUUUUCUCUCCCUACCAAUUUUUUUCUUUUUCUAUUAAUCGUUGAGAAAAAAAGCGAGAGUUUCAUAUCUGGAAAGAGGAAAUUAUAAGGUCCUAGUCUUCCGCUGGUGGAAAUUGUGAAUUUUAAAGCAGUAAUUAGAAGUUUAUGGUUUGAGUAGUUUGACUGACAUCGCUAUUACGACUUCAGAUUUUAUCAUCGUCAGCCGUCAGCCGUCUGCCGUGUGUUAUUAUCUAUUCUAUCGCACUUUCAGAUUACAUAAGUGAUGAGUCAAACUUUUAGAGUUACACUUUUUCUACUUCAUUUUUAUUGAACUUUUUUUGUUUUUGUCUUGAUAGGAAUUUCCUAUAUUUUCCCGUGUGACAGAUUGAACGGGCGAAGCGUCGUUAACGAUCUCCUCCAUCGACACAUCGGCGCCUUUGACUGUUCCAUGCUUUGACUGCGUCGCUCGUGUCCCUCUGUUCCGUUUCUUUCCCCGUCUCUACUGUUGAUGCUCGUACUGUUGACGCCUAAACACCAAACUGAUGCCUUCAGAAGUUACACAAAGAGGCAUGGAAGGUUCUUUUUUUAUUCUCUUAGCUGUAAAAUCACUGCAAGAAAAUUGUGUGGUUGUUUUUGUUUUUUUAAGAUUGAUAAUGCCGAAAUGAACAUAGGUUUGUUUUGAUUUUGAAACAUUUGUGUGGGAAGUGUGAUUGAAUUUCUCUUCAGCAUUCACACACUCGUCCUUCUCUUUUUUCCCUGCAUUAUCUCCUCUUUCGUUGCGUUUCCUUUCUCCCCCUGUGGAUCCAGGCUCUGUGUGUCGAUGCCCACUCCAGACACAACCGCGUCUCUCUCGAGUGCUUCUUCUUUCAACAGAUAUCGAACAGGGCUCCUCUCUUUUGCGUCUCCGAGUCUGUGCCACUUACUGAAUCUUUAUUCUCUCUCUCUCCCGCUGUUCUCUCCCUCUGUUUCCUCCUUUAUCACCCCUCCCCUUUCUGUAUUUUGAUCCUUUGGUUGUCCGAGUGCAGUAAUCUCCUGGUGAGUUUCAGUGUCCUUGGUAGACAGACUACACAUGGCGAGGUCAGUACGAUCCCUCCUCUGUGCCGUUUACAGCUUACCUCUGUGCAAUAUCAUGGUUCUAUUCAUCUCCAUCCCAUAUUCUGCUUUUAAAUCAUCACUGUUUGUCAAGCGGGAUAUGAGGCGGUGAUAUUUCUUUCAUAUAUUUCUUGCCCAGUUGUUUUUUUUUGUUUAUAUAUAUAUAUUUCGUGUCCAAAUUGAUUCCUUCAUCUUUUGCCUCUGAUUCACCUGUUGAUUUGAAAACCUCACUGUGUGUAUACAACAGAUAGAGUCACACCUAUAUUGAAGGGACACUCCAGCGAUUCAUGUUUUAAUUCCAUAAAGUCGUGUGACGUGAGAGACAGAUUUUUAAAAACAUUCACGAUAUCCUGACUUUUAGUCGCUAGUACUGCUCAAGUUCCAAAAACACUGGAAACUACAUUUCCCUAAAUGAGGCUCUAUUCAAGUGCAAAGUGGGAGGAGCUUCUCUCUGCGGCUGUUCAUUUAAUUUGUUCCAUAAACAACGUUACAAACCUUGUACAGUUCGGAUCGCCAUGAAGCUCUCGUGAAUAAUGAUCGGCACAAAUGAUGACACAGAUACAGAUACACCUGUAUUAGAAAUUAUAAUUUUAUGACAUUUUGUAAUUAAAAGCCAUGUAGAAGCCAAUAAUGUAAUAAUUUAUAAUUUCCAAUACAAAUCUCUACUUACCUCCAUCAAAAAUUUAAUGAGUUCCCAAUAUCCGUGUCAAUGAUGUUAAAAAAGACAUUUUAUUACAUUAUUGGGAAGCUAUGACAUUAUCAGGUUUUAUGAAAAAAGUUGAGAUUUGUCUUACUUCAUGGUAUGUAUUACAUUAUCUGGAAAUUAUAACAUUGGGUUCUACAUGCCUGUUUGCAUUAAAAAAGAUGUUGGUGAGCGAGACACAUCGAAUCACCUGGCCUCCAUUAUUGUUACCUGAACUGCUAAUGGUGGAGUCUUCAAAUUACACUAUUGAGAAAACUGAUUUUAACACGUGCGGCUUGAAUGAAUGGACUUUUGGAUCCUGAGUAAGUUGUGGGUGAAUUAGAAAACAAUGGCACCAUAUUUUUUCCACAACAAAUCAUGUGGACUUUGCUCAGAUUGGCAGCUGGUGGCCAUGACAUAAACCUCUUGCGGGUAUCAUUAAAAGAAAUAUCUCAAAUUAAAAACCUUUAGCUCCUCCUACUUCACAACUCCUAAAUACCCACUUCUUUCAAUCCCCACACCUCCAGUUUAUAGCACAGGGUCUUUGUUACCAAAAGAAUGGAGUCUCGGAGAUGACCUUUUUGACAUUUUCAGGGUUUUUAGUCUUUGGAAUGUUUUGCCAGAAUCAUAGAGAACAUGCAUUUCUGAAAUCGGUGGCGUGUCCCUAAAGCUUCAUCAAGGGAGCUCUGGUUUAUCACUGGAAAACCUUCGUACAGUCAGUUACACAAAGAAAGUAUGAGCUAAGGAGUGAAAAGACGUAGCAGGACAGACAUGGCACCCCAGUGUGUAUAAACCGUAACAUGGGUUAUAGACGUAAGCAACAGAAACUUAAGUAAAAAUUGUAUUCGAAAUGUUUCCUGUACUUUUAAGAGUAAGAACAACCACGAGGAGCGCUUGGUCUUUUCUUGAUGGACGUUUGAUCUUUUGAAGCUGCUCCACUUGUCAAGCACGCCUCAGGUGUUCAAGUAUUGGAAACGCUUCUUCAGUUCUUUCUUCUUUUUUUUCUGCUCGUCUGCCGCAGACAGCAAACGGAACUUUCAGGCCUUUGGGCGUUUUUAAAAGAUUACUGAAUCUCUAGCUACGUUUUGUUUUGUUUUUUUUGUACAUUGAAUGUUGAAAAUGUUAUAUCUUAUAUAGAAUGCAUUACGUCAUAUCAAACCUACUUUUUCUAUACAAUCAAUAAAUCUGCUGUUGAAGAUUG
Messenger RNA from Scophthalmus maximus (turbot), 6500 nucleotides. RefSeq names its product UDP-Gal:betaGlcNAc beta 1,4- galactosyltransferase, polypeptide 2 (gene b4galt2). Gene Ontology annotation, biological process: carbohydrate metabolic process. The coding region runs from base 754 to 1896 and encodes 380 amino acids. The transcript has 9 exons. Lineage: Eukaryota; Metazoa; Chordata; Actinopteri; Pleuronectiformes; Scophthalmidae. The record is from RefSeq and is a predicted model, not a curated record. Gene Ontology annotation, molecular function: glycosyltransferase activity.